AUGGAUGCCUGGCAGCGGAAUAUGCGUAUGAUCCAUCAAAUCAGCGAGUUUGUUGACUUCGAUUCUGCCCAAUCCGAUUCGGUAGCCGAUUUUAUUGCGCUUAUCCAGGCGACGCGGGAGGGUCUCACUCAGAUCGAUGAUGACUUCGAUAUUCCCGACUCUCAGAUCAACACUUUGUUUCUGACAAAGCUAAAAGUGCGGCCCGAAUGGGACGACUGGGCCACGGCGAUGCUGCGGGAUAACCGAAUCAACGCCCCGAACCCCGAGCAUAGGAUGACGUUUCAGGAGCUCGCGAAGCUAGCCAUCGAUCACGAGAAGGUCAUCCGAGGGGCGGGAGGGCGACUUGAAACCCGAAAGGUUUUGCCUGCUGAACCGCUCCCACCCGGGCCACCACCACCUCCAUCCAACAUCCCCACUGUGCCAGAGGAGGAUGUCACUCAGGACGACAUCAAUGCCUUCGUGGUGCAGCAGAUGAGCCGUGAUGGUGGAUACCCCCGUCGUCGGCAUACUGUUCGGGGACACAGUAAGAAGCCGAGUCAGGAGGAAAUCAACGACUAUGUGAUCCACCAGAUGCGCCAGAACAACGAACCUCAGAAAGCCAGGAAUCGCAGCCAAAGUCAGCCAGAACCGCGAGCGCAGCAGAAUCCCUCUUCCAAACCGACCGGGGCGCGCUGCACCUUCUGCGGCGAUCCGCAUCACCAGACGAAUCAUUGCUGGCGUCGCUGGAGGGUUGCUGUGGAGGCACCAUCGGGCAACUUCAUGCCAAAACGCAUCGAAUAUCGAACGGAAAUUCCAGGUCAUCCGCCAAUGUAUCGAACAGGGUUUACUUUAUACUGA
This is a messenger RNA of Aspergillus affinis, 837 nucleotides long. RefSeq lists its product as uncharacterized. The transcript has a single exon. Bases 1 to 837 code for a protein of 278 amino acids. The record is from RefSeq and is a predicted model, not a curated record. Lineage: Eukaryota; Fungi; Ascomycota; Eurotiomycetes; Eurotiales; Aspergillaceae.